Messenger RNA from Branchiostoma floridae (Florida lancelet), 2299 nucleotides. RefSeq names its product class E basic helix-loop-helix protein 23-like. NCBI's taxonomy places the organism in Eukaryota, Metazoa, Chordata, Leptocardii, Amphioxiformes, Branchiostomatidae. Gene Ontology annotation, molecular function: protein dimerization activity. The coding region runs from base 181 to 864 and encodes 227 amino acids. The record is from RefSeq and is a predicted model, not a curated record. The transcript has a single exon.
AUCCCGGCGCGGUAUCAGACAAUGUAACCGUAUUUCUGAUAGCCCACAGAUAUGUGCAGCAUAUUUAAGGCGGAUGAGACGCAGUUCUGACAUGUUUUAUUGAAAGCAGGCCCGGUGGAAGUCGGACCGUGCAGCCGCUAAUCUUGACUAAGGGCCCGUUUUAUUGGCGUUGUACACACGAUGGACGCUGGUGGGGACGGUCUUUUCGGCGAGGAGACGGCCUUUAGAAGCAUCGAGCACAACCAGCUAGAACGUCUGCACCCAACGGGUCGACCGAACGACUGCGCGGGCGAUUUGACUCCUGGCGCCGAGGGCGGAGGCAGUCGCGAUCGGGAGGACGAAGCUUGCGUCUCUCCCACUGGUGGAAGAUUGUCAGACAGUUAUCCAGAAGACCAAGACGGACACGACAGUUCUGCCUCAGGUGUAGACCAGGCUCCUGCCGACGGUAAACAGAAGAAGUCCCGUAAGGUACCCGUCAGACUCGGUAUAAACGCCCGCGAGCGACGAAGGAUGCACGACUUGAACGACGCUUUAGACGAACUGCGCUCCGUCAUACCCUACGCGCACAGCCCGUCCGUUCGGAAGCUCUCCAAAAUCGCAACCUUACUACUCGCCAAGAACUACAUCUUAAUGCAGGCUAACGCCUUGGAGGAAAUGAGGAGACUUGUCGCUUAUCUAAACCACAACCUCCAGGCUGCCAUGUCCUGUUACGACGGAGCUUUCACCCCGACCACGCCGUACCCGUCGGCCAACCUUCCCACUCCGGACACUAAGUGCAUGUUGUACCCGCCGCCGAGCUCGAUGUCGUACCAGGUCCAGCGUCCCUCACCGGCCGCUCUCUGCAAGGAGUGCGGCGACAAGUAGCAACGGUCACCGCCGAGCGACCCGCCAGCGAUGCGAUGCCAGUCAGGAAGCAUGACAACGGUGGAGGUAGCAGAUAAUUUCCACACUGACUGCAUAUAAUUCAUCAAGACUUUAACACCUUGUAGCUGCCUAGAUUUAUUUUCCUAGGUCAAUGUUCUAUAUAUUUUCCGUGCUUGGUGUGUGUGUGCGGUGCAUAUGCUAUGUAGUCCCUCAUCAACUCGUAACAUCUCGUUCGUGGGCACCUCCUGAAUUCUUAAUAGAGCAGUUAAAAGUGAUGUGUUACAACUUAGGAUAGACUCAGAGUCCAAGUCUUUAUAGCAAUUUAAGAUAUUGACUAUCGGAAGUAAAAAUGUCGACUCUUACGUUUUGUGUCAGGAAGACGAAUAGGCCGAGACAAAAAGAUGCCUCCCGCCAUUGAUUUUCCGUACAGGAGUGACAGUUGAGGAAAUAGGCUGGAUUAUUUUUGAUUACUUUGCCAGGUCUGGGAAAUCACACCUCUACAUCAUACCCAGGAAACUCUGGCCGAAACCUGAUUCCAAUUUUACUACCAGAUUUACAGGGGGUUUUUCUGCGCUCAGAUCACAUGAGAUAUCACGCAAUGGCUACGUGCAUUGUAAUGAUACACCAAAAGUUCGAAAAGCGUUUGCAUUGUGCAAAAUUGUCCUUUUUCAAGUAUUUCAGUCACAAUAUCUUUCGGGAGGGGGCUUCAGGAAUCUUUUCCAUCGGAAAUACCAGAUACUAUUUCUCCCAUUUUCUUGUCAGAAAGUUUACAGUGCUUAAUUUCCCAAGUGUUAUAUGAUCUGGACAUCUACUCAGAUAAGUCAUGUUCUGGUGUUACUUUGAUAGGACGAGUCAUUGUUAAGUGUUAUAGUGGUGCACGCGUCAAGUGAGGGUUUAUAAGCAAUUACGAAAGGGUGCCACAGCGCGCCAACCAACAAUUACAUAUGACGACAUCAUUUGCCACAAGAUCGUAAUCAAUAUGUAUCAUGCGUCUCCACCUUUCAGAAGUGAUCAACUGUGUGUACGCUAAAUUAUUGACAACCUUAUACCGCGGCAUUAGGCCGACUUAUGCAAAUAUAUCCUCAGAGAGAACUUUCCUGAUUAUAGAUAUUUUUUCGUUACACGGCCCCGGGCGUUGAACUAUUUCAUAUUCAUUAGCGCCAUCUGUGCGCCAAUUUGGUUAAAAUCGUACACCUAUUGUCCUCCACAGGGAUAUGUACUUACGUUAGAGACCCUAUAUGAUUGUUCUUAUCUAUUGCCACUCUUUUCCGUGCUUUAUACGGGGUUAAGGCGGUCAGAAGUUGUGUUAUUCUGGAAGAAGUGCGCCAUAUGUGAAAAACUGGUCUAAGUGAGAGGUGAGCGCCACGCGCUCGACCUUAUAAUGUAUUGUGUACAAAGCCAUAUAUCUGUAAUAAAAUUACAACACCAGAGUAUU